Rhodamnia argentea is the source of this 1387-nucleotide messenger RNA. Its product is annotated as U1 small nuclear ribonucleoprotein 70 kDa. Lineage: Eukaryota; Viridiplantae; Streptophyta; Magnoliopsida; Myrtales; Myrtaceae. The record is from RefSeq and is a predicted model, not a curated record. The transcript is spliced from 10 exons. Gene Ontology annotation, molecular function: mRNA binding. The coding region runs from base 60 to 1112 and encodes 350 amino acids.
GAAACAAAUAGAGAGAGAGAGAGAGAGAGAGAGAGAGAGAGCGAGAGAAGACGAGGAGGAUGACGAUAGACGAUGAAAGCUCGGUGUACGUGGGAGGGCUUCCGUACAACGUCAGUGAAGACUCGCUUCGCGACCUUUUCGCCAUCUACGGCUCCAUCGUCGCGGUCAAGAUUAUUAACGAUCGUGCCACAAGGGGGAAAUGCUACGGCUUUGUUACCUUCACUAAUCCGAGGUCAGCGGUUGAUGCCAUCAACGACAUGGACGGGAGGAGUAUCAAUGGACGGGUGGUUAGAGUUAAUGGGGUGAAGACUAGAGGCGGUAGAUGGGGUUUUGGUCGCGAUGACUUACCACGAAGAAACGAGAGGAGCAUGGAUCGAGAACGAGGUAGACAUAGAGAAAGGGACUAUGAUCAUGAUAGGGACAGGCAUUUGGAUCGAUAUAGCGACAGGUCUAGAGAGCGAGAUCGGUCUCAAGACCAUGACCUAGACCAGGAAAGAGAAUACGAGCAUGCUCACAAUCAUGAUUAUGAGAGGGAUCAUCUCGUGGAUAGAGAUCGAGACGCCGGCAGGGAUGUGGGUGACGAUGAGCAAGAGCACAGCAGGGACCACGUAAGGGUUCACGACAUGGACACAGGUGGUGAUAUGCAGAUUGACAGAAGGGACCUUAAUGAUGCAAAUCAGUUUUCAAGGAAACGGAGAGGCUCCAGUCCUAGCAGCCUUCAUAGUAGGGAACUUUCAUCAGAUUUGCUUUAUGAUAGUUAUGAUCAGGCUAAAGAGCAACUGGAGAUUUCAAUUCAGAAGCAUGAAGAACUUAAAGACGAGAUCUCUCAGAUGGAAGAUAGGUUGGAUGAAAAGCAACAAUUUAUCUUGGAACUGCAGAAGAAAUCUAAGAAAUUAGAAGACUCAUUGACCUCUGCAAAAAAAAUAACUUCUCGGCGCAAGAUGCAGUUGACCAAGCUUCACAAAUGCUAUCUUCAAAUCAGAGACUACAACGACAAACUUAAAAGCUGUGAACAGGAACUGCAGUCCCAGGUUGAUUCGGCAUUGGCAGAAAGUGACUUUGGCAACGACACUAGCUUAAGGCGUGGGGUGCUGGUUAAUGGCAAUGUGUGACAUGUCACUGAACUGUUGGAUCGAGAAGCAUGUAAUGGAAUCUUGGAUUAGUGUGGAGUUCUGUUUUCUGGUAUGGAUGUAAAUCUGCAGAUACAUGUUGAUUUUAUUAUCAAAUACAGUUCAUGAGUGUUUAGAUAUUUGCUGUAUGCUCUUGGAUGUUAGAAUCUCGUCCCAUGUAGACUGUCAGAUGAGUCCAUGAUUUACCUUUGUUCUGGUUGUAGAAGAAAUUUUUUCUUAUGACGGCUGGUGGAAAAAAAAACAUUAUUCCUGCUUCA